UUAGAUCAGUAAAUGGCAUUUUAAUUUACAUUGACAACUUUUUACAGUAUUAUUUUGCAAAAGGCUGGUCUGAAUUAAUUAAUUUACUCGAUUAGCUAUUUUGCGAUAUGACGGUCUUAUAUCUUUUCGACAAGCCAUAUAAGUUAUUAAAAAAUAAAUAUUUUUUCCAGGUUAAUUGAUUUGUCAUCCAACAAAAAUAUAUGGACCAAUAACAAAUGCUCAUCGUCUUUUUAUUGUCGUCCAAUUAAGUUUAGUUUCAAGAAGGAAAACCGCGAACUAGUUCUAUUCGAAUAUAAUGAUAUGUCGAGAAAAAUUGAGAACUUAGAAGAUGAUGUUGUAAUACGAAACGGAAAAGGGAUUCAAGUUUCUUAUCAAAUGCAUUGCACCAUGAUUGAUGGAUCUGUUGCCAAUAUUUUGACUGGCACUAAUGCUUCCAGUAACUGUUUUAUUUGCCAUGCCAAACCGACCGAAAUGAAUGUUACUAAUUUUACAAAAGUACCAAUCGCUAAUCAUUACAAGUAUGGGUUGUCUACACUGCAUGCUUGGAUUAGAUGUUUUGAGUGUUUACUCCACAUCGCAUACCGUUUAACAUUUAAAUGCUGGCAAGUUCGCAAAGAAAACAAAGACGCCUUUUCUGCGAAUAAAGUUAGGAUUCAAAAUGAGUUUAGGACAAGAUUAGGCUUAAUAGUGGACCAAGUAAAGACUGGAUUUGGAACAACUAAUGAUGGCAACACAGCUCGCAAAUUUUUUUCAAAUGCAGAAGUGGCAUCAGAAAUUACCGGCAUUAAUAAAGAGCUAAUUCAAAAUUUUUCAAUAAUACUGCGAUUAAUAUCGUGUGGAAUGCGUAUUAAUAUCGACGCGUUUAGAGAGCUCCUUAUAAGGACAAGAACAAUGUAUUUGACUGAAUACGAAUGGUACUACAUGCCUAGCAGCGUGCAUAAAAUAUUGAUGCAUGGGUGUGAGGUUAUUGAGUAUUUCGAUCUACCAAUUGGCAAUUUUUCAGAGGAAGCUCUGGAAGCUUUACAUAAACACAUACGUAUCGUACGAUAUGAUCAUACACGUAAAACUGCUCGGGAGCAUACAAACAGAGACUUGAUGUCAUACUUAACAAUAUCAUCAGAUCCUGAAGUAGUUUUUAAAAAGAGUGCUAUCCCAAACAAAAAUGCAGUUUAUACAAUGGACGAGCUGGAAGAGUAUUUAGUCGAUGCUGAAGAAACUUAAAAGUAAUAAGUACCCUUCAGUCAACUCAAUUAGUUUUAUACUAAUCAAAUACUAGUCAGCCACACGGCCUCAACUAGUUCGAGUUCUGUAAUUUUUCCAUAUAAGCAACUGGCCGCGGCGAUGUCCUACGAGAUGGCAAUUGUCCUCUUCUGCAUCAGCACUAUACCAGUUGGCAUACUAGUCAGCCUCUGCAUCAGCAAUAUAUCAGUUGACAUACUAGUCAAUAUAUACAUCA
This is a messenger RNA of Rhagoletis pomonella (apple maggot), 1456 nucleotides long. RefSeq lists its product as uncharacterized. The transcript has 2 exons. The record is from RefSeq and is a predicted model, not a curated record. The coding region runs from base 301 to 1221 and encodes 306 amino acids. NCBI's taxonomy places the organism in Eukaryota, Metazoa, Arthropoda, Insecta, Diptera, Tephritidae.